UACCUAAUCUAUAACAUUUACAAAUUUUAAUCGAACCUUAUAUACACUUAAAGAUGAUAGACAUUUAAAGAAAAGUUGACUUAAGCAUUCCCUCAUUAUCCUGCUGAACUCUCAACUGAACUCUAAUCUGUUGAUGUAAUGAAUGAUGUAAUCAUGAUUCUAAGGAUUUCAAAUCUAAACACACUACAAGUAAGCAAAAUGGUUGGAUUUGUAGUAAGGUUACUGGUUUUAAUGUCACUGUUUUGUGGAGGAUUAAGUUGUUACAAGUGCUUCAUAGAUCCUGAUGACAGUGUCCGUCUAUGCUGGGGUCACAUACUCAGUGAACAUAACAUUCGUAACAUUGAUGCCUGCUUCAAAACACUGGAUAGAAUAUUCAACAACAAUCCAAACGUAAUCAUGGCAGGUAAAGUAGGGAGAGGCUAUGAUAGAGUACUAAAGGAGCUUAUGAGGUCUGAAAUCAUGCAUAUUGUGGAAGAAUUUGACCAUAAUUUGAAUAAUGACACAGUGUAUGAAGUUAGGUUACAAGCUGCUGCGGACACUUUCAUCACAAUGGCCUCUGGUCUGCCUAGAGCUUCUGGAUGUUUCCCCCCUUGCGGUUUUCAGGCUCAUGGCACUGUCUAUAACUGCAUGACUUGUCAGUAUGACUCCUGUGAAUUCCCCCUGGAUUGCCCCUUGCAGGAAAUCACUGUGGAGGAAUACAACAGAAAUCAGAUGUGGUGUCAUGUGCCAUUUGUUUUGCCAAGUGACAUACAGAUCGUUUGGAGGUAUGCAGAGAUCAAGACAAUGUUGAUAGAUCGAUUUAAGGAGGUGACAGCUGGCACGGAUAAGCUCUUCUCCAUACCAUCGGCUCGUCUGGAGCACUCGGGCACAUAUCAGUGUGAGAUCUUUUCUCAGGAGCGCUCACUGGUCCGCAUCUAUUAUCAUCUCACAGUUGUUGCUAAUGAGGAAGUUGGUCAUGCAGAACUGCAGGAUGUGUUUGAUCAAGCUCUUCUACCAGCUGGACAGUUUCGAGUUUUGCCCACUUUACCUCCAUUUUCACUGUUAAAGCUACCUAGUAAUGUUCUCCUCACCGUCAGUCUGACAUCACUGCUAUUGCUGCUCUUCCUCACUAUAGGGUUGCUGCACUGGUGGCCUUCUAAGAAAAUGGACCGGGAAACUGAGCAAGAACAGGAACGACAUCUGUAUAGAUUUCAAAUUGCUUGAACAAGACCACCAAAAAAAGUUUUAGUAAAAUGCUACUGAAAUGGCCUGUAAUUGCUUUUGUUCACCAUAAGAGGAUGCCAAUGCCCCGGACUGGCUUCUUAAAUAACUGAUAAAUUCGACUAAAUGUCAUGACAAAUUUGUUUUCAAUUAAAUGUAAAUCAUUUAAUAGAAGAGAAAACUUCAUUUCCAAGUGUUAAUUACUCACAUUGUACUGUCAGAAAAAUCUUUCCUUGUCUUUUAGAUGGUACCUUAAUCUAUUUCUUUUAAUAUGUAAAAUAAUAUAUAGAGAACUUUGAAUAAGUAUGCUACUUUCUGAAUUUAAGUCUUUCUUCUUUUGUCUGUGAAUGUAUUCGUAUGUAAUUUUUACAAAGCCAGAAUAAAUUAAAUUUGUUUCAGUCUUAA
Messenger RNA from Tachysurus fulvidraco (yellow catfish), 1605 nucleotides. RefSeq names its product sperm acrosome associated 6 (gene spaca6). Gene Ontology annotation, biological process: fusion of sperm to egg plasma membrane involved in single fertilization. Lineage: Eukaryota; Metazoa; Chordata; Actinopteri; Siluriformes; Bagridae. The record is from RefSeq and is a predicted model, not a curated record. The transcript has 9 exons. The coding region runs from base 139 to 1203 and encodes 354 amino acids.